CACUCACUACUUUGCCAUUCCAACCUCCAAAACCUGCCCCAUGAUCGUCUCCAAUUCGUUCAACUUGUGUCGCGAUGGUUCUCUUGAACUUAAUCGCGACACUAUAACAUAUAACACAUGUACCUGCGGCGGUUAUAAUCAUGGUUAUCAUUGGGAUAAUUAUGAAAGCCCCUCUAAUCGUCCCUAUGGACGUGAUUAUUGGCACUCGAGGAAUGCCUUCUUGAAGAGUUACCAUUUCUCGGACCAAGAUAGCAUCAAGGAUAAUAAGCUGAAGAGAUCGUUGAAGGGAUUGAACAAGGCUGCCAUGGGAGUUGUUCUAGACAUCCGCAGAGAUAUUUCCAGGAGAAGGCCUGGAAUUAGGGUUUUCAGGUUUACUUUGGGUUUGCCUUCAUCAUUUGCUGUUUUCAGUAUUAGAUGUUUUGCUCCAUGGUUUAACAAAAACAAAAGAUAAUUCAGUUAUCUUUUGAAUAAAAUGUUUAAUUAGUAAGAUUAUCUUUGACCUAUGUUCCUU
Tripterygium wilfordii is the source of this 511-nucleotide messenger RNA. RefSeq lists its product as uncharacterized. The transcript has a single exon. The coding region runs from base 41 to 451 and encodes 136 amino acids. Lineage: Eukaryota; Viridiplantae; Streptophyta; Magnoliopsida; Celastrales; Celastraceae. The record is from RefSeq and is a predicted model, not a curated record.